Molecule: messenger RNA, 901 nt
Organism: Impatiens glandulifera
Lineage: Eukaryota; Viridiplantae; Streptophyta; Magnoliopsida; Ericales; Balsaminaceae
Product: PLASMODESMATA CALLOSE-BINDING PROTEIN 3-like
Exons: 4
Coding region: 162-668 (168 amino acids)
Source: RefSeq, a predicted model, not a curated record
UCCAAACAACUCUCUAGUUAGACUGGAUUCCAAACAAGCCUGCAUUACCAACUACCUUAUAAGAACACUAGCCCCGCCGCCCCCAUCCGCCCACUAGAGACCUGCAAACCUUUCUUAGCUCUCUUUCUCUCUCUAAAAAAUCUUGCAAAGAUUCAUCAUUCAUGGCUAUCACUAAUGCUCAUAUUCUCAGUCUACUGUUUUUCUUAUCUCUUUCUGGUUCUUCAAGUGCGAUUUAUUGCAUAUGUAAAGAUGGAGUGAGUCAAGAACUUCUUCAGAAGAGCAUUGAUUACGCCUGUGGGACUGGAGCUGAUUGUUCGGCCAUUCUUCAAAAUGGUGCUUGUUUCAAUCCAAACACUGUCAAAGAUCACUGUCAUUUCGCUGUCAAUAGUUAUUUUCAGAGAAAGGGACAAGUCUCUGGUAGCUGUGACUUUACCAACACCACCACCACCGCAGUGAACCUCCCUAAUCAAAUUAGCUCAGGAUGUUCAUACCCAACAAGCGCUUCUGGAAAUGUACCAACAGGAACAGGUAAUAACAACAAUAGCAUGAAUCCAUCGGGUUUUGGAAUGGGACCGACAGGUGAUUUUUCAAACUCGGUCGGUGGCUGCCAUUGUUGCAGUACUGUGCUUCUUCUCAUCUCGUGGAUGAUAAUAAUGUUUCUAAUUUGAGGGAUCAAGAUUGGUGUUGAUUUUGUGUGGAUGAAGUUUUGUAGAAAAUGGGGAAUGAAAACAAUCAUAAGAAUUCAGAUUAAUUAGAUCAUCAUCUGUUCAAGCGGAUUAAGCUCAUUUUGCCUGUUUUUUGGGUUCAUUUUAUGAAUGAUUUUCUUUUUCGUGUAUGAACAGACUGACAACAUUGAUGUGUCUCUAGAAUGGAGAAUGAGAAGAUGUAAUCAUUUUUCUCA